AUGCUCAAUGACAGCGACGGCCAUGCGAAACGGAGAUAUGAGGAUUCCUACGAGCUCAAUUCCGUCCAGCUGUCCGCCAUCAACGCACCCGAGGAACUGAUCACCCCAUCGCUGUGCAAGUCCGGAGACGCCCAGGGUGAUUCAUGCGGCCACGACGCGCUGGAAAAAGAUAAGCCACGUAGGACCACAGUGCUGAUCGCCGCCGCCGCACAUGCAGCGGUCCCCAGCUGGGCCACUCUGGUGUUGAUGGCCUCCCUGAUUUUCGGGGGUUGCUGUGCCAAUGUAUUCACGCUCGAAGCGAUCAUCAAAGAACAACCGACUGCCGGCCCUUUGAUCACGUUCGCCCAAUUCAUUCUGUGUGCACUCUUUACUCUCCCGCACUUCCUGUCCUUCUCCGCAGGUCCCCGGGCAUUGUUCCUCAGCCCACGCGCGAUCCCCUUGCGAUCAUGGCUGAUAUACACGGCCUUUUUCGUGACGGUCAAUCUUCUGAACAACUGGGCCUUCGCGUACAAGAUCUCGGUGCCGCUACACAUCAUCCUUCGGUCUGCGGGUCCGGUGGCCUCGAUGAUCAUUGGGUAUCUCUUUAACAACAAGCGCUAUUCCCGGGGACAGAUCCUCUCCGUGGCCAUGUUGACGGCGGGUGUCGUGGCAGCGGCGUUGGCCGAUGCUCGCGCCAAGGGACAUGCAAUUGAAAUCGGGUCCCCCAGCGGCGAGACACCGCUGAUGACCACCGCAACGGGCUUCACGAUCCUCGCAUUGGCCAUGGUUUUAUCGGCCUUUCAAGGAAUCUACGCGGACCAGCUAUACGCAACCUAUGGGCGAGACCAUUGGAAAGAGGCUCUCUUCUAUUCACAUACACUGUCACUGCCCCUUUUCUUAACUAGCUACCCGCAGCUGUCAUCUCAAUGGCGAGUAGUGUCUUCAACGCCAUCUCUUUUGUCCCAGGUUCCCGCCAAUACGAACUCGGGACUCGGGUCCACCUCUUCGGCUCUUUCGUUCUUGGCGCAGGCGCAAGAGUACCAGUCCGUCCAGUCGGUUCUCGCACAACUUCCAGUACAAGUGGCAUAUCUUCUUAUGAACGCGCUGACACAAUAUCUGUGCAUCCGCGGUGUUCAUCUAUUGUCCGCCAAGUCCUCAUCGUUGACGGUUACCAUUGUCUUGAAUAUCCGGAAACUCGUCUCGCUUCUGCUGUCCAUUUAUCUUUUUGGGAAUCAUCUUGCAUCAGGUGUUCUGGUCGGGGCGGCCCUGGUCUUUGUCGGGGGUGGACUGUACGGCUUUGAGGGCGCCCGCCUACGAAACGCUUCGACGCGGAAGGCUCGGUGA
This is a messenger RNA of Penicillium riverlandense, 1323 nucleotides long. RefSeq lists its product as uncharacterized. Gene Ontology annotation, biological process: transmembrane transport. The coding region runs from base 1 to 1323 and encodes 440 amino acids. Gene Ontology annotation, cellular component: endoplasmic reticulum membrane; Golgi membrane. The transcript is spliced from 4 exons. Gene Ontology annotation, molecular function: UDP-N-acetylglucosamine transmembrane transporter activity. The record is from RefSeq and is a predicted model, not a curated record. Lineage: Eukaryota; Fungi; Ascomycota; Eurotiomycetes; Eurotiales; Aspergillaceae.